UAAACGGUGUUAAAGGAAAAGCUUCUUAUUGUCCGCCAUUUUGGAGCGGGUCUUGGGGUUUGGAUAUUUGGAAAAGAAGUGGUAAAUCUGUAGCCAUCCGUCCCCAGUACAGUUGAAAACUUUUUAUCAUCCUUUCAUAAAACAGAAUACAUACGGACGGACCGAGGGAGCAAAGUGUUCCCUGGGUACAGUGCAGCAAAAUACUCAAUGACUUCUCCUCAUCAGCAUGUCUACAGUUCCGGGGCUAUCUACCAAGGGGGAGAAAGGAAAGUCGAAGUAUGUGGCUUUAGAUAUAAAUAAUUUGUACAAAGGAAAGAGUCUUGAAAACCCCAAAACGUCUGCUGCACCCAAACAUGGCUUACAGUCGUUGGGUAAAAUUGCCUCUGGGCGUCGUAUGCCACCUCCAGCUAAUCUACCAAGUCUAAAAAGUGAAAAUAGUGGAAAUAAUCCUAACAUUAGUCUUGUUCCUACUGGUGGUCAAGGAUGGGGUGCUUCUGGGAAAGAAAAAGGGAAAGAAGAAAAUGGUGGGACACAGCAACCAUCACAACACUCACAGUCACCUUCUUUGCCAUCGCAGGGACCUACUUCUCAAAAGCCUACAGUACCAAGUUCAACAACAGGAGCAAACAAAAUGUGGCACAGCGUGACACAAAACCAAGAGGCUGGUGGUCCAGAAAAGACCUUCUUGGGCCAGCAGUCGCCAUUUUUUCCUCAGGAAUUCCCCAAGUUAGCUGGUGGAGAUGUACGAACCGAAGGGAGCCAGCAAUCCAACGUAGAUACCCAGUACGGGCCAGGCCCAAGUCUCAGACCACAAACGGAGGGCAGUUGGGGAAGAGGAACUCAAAAACCACAACAGGUAGGUUCACCAGGAAACCAGCCACAGAGCAGUGGCAGUGGCGUGAACGGUCAGCAGACCAGUCCAGAAGGACAAACACCAACACCGCCACCCCCUCAAAUUCAGCGAGAACCACGUACAUUUCUACCACCUUCACAAGCUUUGCCACCAAACAACAGUGGUGGAAGUAUUGGUGUUGGGAGUGGCGUUCCUGGCCCUAGUAUGGGUGCUCUCCAUCAACCACCACCUCAGUUUAGAGGAAUGCCUCCUUAUAUGUAUAACAGAAACUUUCCUGCUGGUUAUACUCCAAACUAUUCUGGAAUGCCACCAAUGACUAGGCAGCCAUAUCCUUAUCCAGAAAACAGUAGGGUACGACCUCCAGCUCGUCAUUUACCCGAAGAAGAUGCUUAUCAGCGACCAGCAGCAAUCAUUACUGAGAAAGACCUUAAAGGGUUUGAUGAAAUUUUGCAAAAUGAUUCCCAGGAUGGAUGGGCAGCAGCACAAGGAGAAGUUGAUUAUAAUGCUAAGCUGGUUUUUAGUGAUGAUGAAGAUUCAGCACAGCCGUCACAGAAGCAUUCACGUGAUAAGAAAGACCCUAGCUCACUCUCCCGAGAGAGAGACAGAACUGGGAAAAGCUAUGACCAAGAUAAUGAGGCUGACAAGCGUAGAGAUGGUAAGACUAGAGACCAGUCAAAGGAUAGAGAUAUAGAUUGGGAGGAUAGAAGAGAAAGUUACGAAAGAGAUGAAAGAAGAAAACAGUGGCCACAGCGGCAGGGUCGACCUACACCUCCUUUACCGGUAGACUUGCCAUGUCAGUGGCAGACACAGCCUCAACAACGAAUGCCAUUUGACUAUAGGGGUCCUCCACCAAUGCCACCACCUGGAGGUCCAUAUCCUCCUCCUCAUCUCAGAAUGGGACAUCCCCAUCCACCACCACAGCAGCACCCAGGAUUCCCUCCUGGAGCUCCAGGAAGGCAAGGGCCUCGACCUGAUCUGGCAGAUGAUGAUGAAAUUUGGCGCCAAAGGAGACGUCAGCAUUCUGAUGAAAUGAAUAUGGCAGUUGAACGUGCACGUCAGAGACGAGAAGAAGAAGAAAAACGCUAUGAACAAAUUAAACAAGGUGCACAAGAAAAGUUGAAGGCACUAGAAGAUAAAAAGCUGUCUAAGGAAAACAGAGAUACAACAGAACCUGAUGAAAAAGAAAGAUCUAGACACAGCAGUGAAAAUAAGGAAGAAAAGCUCCCUAGUAGAGAUGGGCGUGAAAGAGAGAGAGAUCGUGAUUUUAGAGAGAGACAGAUGGUAGGGUUUCAGGGUUUCAACUUUUCAAGAGAAUUCCAGAAAAAUGUUCCUCCACGUUUUCAAAAGCAGCAAGAACUGCUUAGACAACAACAGUAUUUGAGGCAGCAGCCAGGAGGUCAGGGUUCCUCUUCAUCAACACCUCCAUCUGGACAUGGACCACUACCAAUUCCACCUUCUGUACCCAUGAACUAUGAUCCUCGUUGGGGUGGUAUGCCACCCUCAGCUUAUGUUGGGCAGAUACCAGUUCCUCCCAAGUCUUUGCCACGAUCACGCUCAGACAGUUUAGGCUCUGGAACAGAGAGCUGUGAAGGUGAACAGCGCACACCAGAUUUAGUAGUGCCCCCAUAUGAUAGAGAAAAUAGAGAUGGCCAGUGCUGGACAAGAGAGAGACGACCUAUCAGCCAUCCUCAAGGCCCUUAUGAUAAUUGGCGAGGCCCACCAGUACCUUUCUAUAGUGAUCCUCCUGAUCAUGGAAGAGGGUAUGAUCAACGGCAACCUGAUUUUGAUCGAUCUUCAGAAAAAGAGGAAAGUAGAUAUUCAAGUGAAGAUAGAGAUCAACGGAAAAGAGAUGUUGACAGCCCAGAUCUUCAUUAUAGAGAAAAAGAAAAGAAAACUGCAUAUGAAGAAGAAAAGAAGGAAUUAUCAUUCAAAGAUGAAAUAGGUGAAAAAGACAUUGAAUCGUGGGCCAAUGCAUUUGAAGAAAGCCAGAAGUUACAGGAUCCAUUUGAUGAAUCAAAUGAAGUGGUAAAAUCAAGUCAUACUAUGGAAAGAUGGAACAAAGACAGACCAUCAAGGCCAGAAAGUCGAGAUAGUAGAACCAGUCGGGAUUCGCGAGAAGAAAGAACAGCUUUUUCUCGACAAGGAAGCCAGAGUUCCCAAUCUGACAGAGAACGUAAACUUGGAGAAAGGGAGAAAGAGCAUAAACUAGGAGACAAAGAAAGAAAAAGUGACAGAAAAAGUAGUUUUGAAUGGAAUGAUUCAUCUAAUUCUCAAGACUCAAAACGUCGUGAGUGGCAUUCCCAUCCACCACCAAUCACACAGCAACAACUAGAAAGCAUGAGUCCCCCAAAGAAAAAUUUCACAUCACUGAAGAGGUCUACAUCAACUACCUCUGCUUCUUCCAGUGCAUCAGAAAGAAAAACAGAAUCUCCAAAGGACACUGGCUCUGAGCCUUUGAACAAAAAAGUAGAGGAUGUUGGAAAGGCAACAGUUCAGGAAGAAAAGCCUAGUCAAAAUAUAAUUAACCCUUCUGUACAACAAGAAGAAACAGUUGCUAGCACAAAAAUAACCACUGAGAGAACAAUAGCACAGGUUGUAUCUGGUACAGAUAAAUUAAAAACUGAGAGUAAAAUAGACUUGUCAGUUGAUGACAGACCUAAAAAUGAUUCUAAGGAAAACCAAACACACAAAGAAACAAAAGAGACUGAAAAAUUGGAAUUUGUUGAAAAAACUGAUUCAACUACAAUUCGUCGAGAAAAGGGAGAAAUUUUUGGAGGAGAGAAACGAAGAGAUCGAGGACGUGACCGAGGAAUGGGACCUCGUUCUAAAGGAGGAAAUAGGUUUGACACUGGUAGAGGGCGUGGUAGGGGUGGUUAUGGUGCAGGGGGUCUUAGAGGAAGAAGCAGGGAGUAUCGUCGCUCUUGUGUUGAAAGAGGUCCAAGAUUUGAACGGCAAAAGGAAAAAGAGAGAGCUAAAGAUCCCCCAAAAGAGCAAAAUACUGAAGAAAGCUCUACUUCAGAUGUAGAUGAAAAUAAACCGAGUCGUUUGCGUCAAAAAGAUGAAGAUAGUGAAGUAUCAGUUGAUGAGGUCAGUGCGUCCACAACAGAAAGUGCUACUGUUGAGAAGCAAAAUGUAGAAAGUUCUACAUACUCAAAAACUGUUGCAUCAGGAGGAGCUUUUGAGACAAUAAUAGAUGCAAAAUUUUCUGACAAAACUGACCAAGUCCAACAAGAUCACCGUCAAGGCAGUGCUUCAACUAGACAGACACUUGGAGGCCAUGAAGGAUCUGAUAAGCAAAAAGAACAGUUUCCCAGAGGUGGAUUUGUACCUCGUGGAGAACCCUCAAGACGAGGAAGAGGUGGUGGUGGUGGUAGUGUUUCAUUUCGUAACUCUCAAGGUGUAACAAGAUAUGGACCUAGUAAAUAUGGACCACCACCAUCCAGAGCAGCUUUUGGGUCAGGAAGACAAACAUUUAAAAUGGAUGAGUUUAAGUGUGAAGACUCACAAGUUUGUGAUUUUAAUAAAAAGGAAAAAGAAGCAUCUGGAAAUGAUACACAGAGUUCUUUUGUUAAGGAUAUAUCAGGAAGACCUAAAUCUUCAGAAAGACAGCAGCAGAGGAGAUCAAACAGAAUAGAUAAUCCAGUUCCACCUCGCUUUCAAAAACGACAGGCAAGACACUUUGAAAGUUAUGAUUCCUCUUUUAGAGGCCGUGGACGGGGAGGCAGGUCCCGAGGUGGAUGGUACAGUGGUAACAGAAAUAUCCCUUACAAUAAGGAAAAUUUAUCAGAUGUGCCAAAUGAGGAGUGGGAAACAGCCUCGGAGAGUAGUGAUGUUGGUGAACGAAAAGACAAAAGAAAUGACUCUCGAGAAGAAACCAAAGGAUGGGAUGGAAAAGACAAUGGGGGUAAGAAUCAAAUGGUAAAAAAGAGUUUUUCUAGCCAGCGACCAGGAUAUGAUCGACAAAGUCACAAGUCAGCAUCUGAUGGGAGAAGGAGUAACAGUGGUGCUGAUCAUAACAGAUCAAGAGAUUAUCGAGACAAAGAUCAAAGAAAAGAGUUUGGGAAAUCUAGUGGAAAUGAAAGAAAACAAUCAUCUGGAGGAGGAAAUGUUGGAUGGUCUCCAAACUCUAACACUGUUGGUCAAAUAGGGAGCAACAGGAAUGGUGGACGGGGAGCACAGCAUGGAAAAACUAAUGUUAUUGGCCAAAAAAAUGAUACAACCACAGCUGUCUACAGGGUAGACGAAAUCAAACUGCAAGAUCCCUCAUCUGUGCAGGCAGCAUUAGCAGAAUUAAACAACAGAAAAACUUUUAAGUCAACAGAGAUUAGCUCAUCUCCCAAAAUCAAAGUUGAAAAAGACAAGAUAAAUCCAUUGGAUGGUUAUGACUUGAAUAAUCCUGCCAGUGUUGUAAUCAUCGAUGACCACCCAGAACUGUUUGAAGAUGACACAGCCUUAUUAUGUGAUGCAGAUGACGGUUUUCAAGAGGUUACUUCAAAGAAGCGACAUAAAGUUUUAGUGGACAACGAUAUGAAAAAGAUGAAAAAAGAGCCUCAAAACAAGCUUAAGAAUAGUUCCCAAAAACGACAACACAAACUUCCUCCAAGACUGGCUAAACAAAAAGAAAAUAACAGACUAAAUCUCACUAAAUCAGUAGCUGUUUCUUCUACGUUUAAUGGAGGAAAUCUGGGGGCAUCAACUGAUGGUUCACUGGAAAUUGGAGGAAAUACUGUAAAAUUUCUUGUGAAAGAAGCAACUCCUGCUCCACCACCUCUGGUGAAUGCUUGGGACAAACCUAUCACACAUGCCUUUCGUUCUCAGUCUCCAUGUGUUUCUACUCCUGUCACCAUAGUAAGCAGCAACGGUAUGAUUGGAAAUGUAUCUGGUACAGAUAGCACAUGGGGAAGCAGUUUGAACACUAGUACAAUAACUAGUUCAAUCAAUCCAGCACUACAGGCUCUGACAGUUUGCUCGAAGUCCAGCAGUUUUGAUCGCAGUGAGCAGCAUGACAGUGGCAUAGAGGUUAGUGAUCAACCAGCUUCAGCAGCCUCUUCUCAGCGCUCUUCCCCCAGCAACGACUGUAAAACUCUUGAUUCAAAACCACAAGUGGCAGCUACCAGUGACACAUGUGCUGAAUUGGUAAAUGAUUUCGACAGUGGCAAACGAAUGAGUACAGUGAUAUUUGAAAACAAGAACUUCAAAGCAGAAAAUGCAGUUUUAGACCAGUUUGGAAACUACACAAAAUCCUCAAAUGUAAAGGAAGCUACUUCUGAAAGUGCACCCUUAAUGACAGUUGGCAGUAGUUUAUUAGAAACAAAGGAGGGGUUGGAGGCAGAACAAAACAAAUCUCUCUCACUAGCUGUAACUUGUGUUAAGGCAGAAGAUGGAACAGAUAUGAAACUGGACUUCUCUUUUGAUUCAGAACUUACCCGCUUAACAGAAGGAAAACCAACAAACACUGCCAUUAAUAAAAGUACAACUGUUGGACAUGCUAUUCCAGUCUCUGUUAGCAGUGGCUGUGUUCAGUCUCCCAUUUCUCCUUCCACUGAUGAACUAAAUAUGAAAAUAGCGUCUGUGAAAAAGGUUUGGGAGGUAGUGCCACCAUUGCCCACAUUACUAGAACAUACUCCUUCGGCAAACACUCCGUGUUCAGAUGACAUAUCUUCAGUAAAUACCUCCUCCAGCUUUGCUUCCAUCUCCGGCUCAGUAGAGCAGUCAUUUACAUCAAGUGUAGACAAAUGUCAGCCUAGAGAUAAUCCUAAUGCCACAAUUGAAACUGUGAAAAUAGCAUUCAGAUCUAGCUCUCCAUUACAGCAGAGUCCAUCUGUUCCCGUGUCAAGUAAGACUGCUCUAAGCUGUGACUUGAGUAAUGUUUGUAAAGUUAAACCACAGCAGAUUCAACCCCAGUUGGCUAGUCAGCCUUCUGCUGUUGUUGCCAGUCCUCCACCCAUCAGUGGGUUAGAGACUGCCAUGGCCAGCAUCAGAACUAUAGCAGGACUAGCUAGCUCUGUCCAAGUGGCUGGAAUACCUGCCAUCCCAAGCCCACCAACUGUGCUCUUCAAUUCUUCUCAACAGCUUCCCCAGACAGGAUUAUAUCAACCUUUACAGAUGGAUAGUUCUCAAGUGCUCAGCCAGCAGUCACGGGCAGUGGCGGUGGCAGCAGCAGCAGCCAUGGCUCAGUUCACUCAACCAACUCAUGGAUAUCCUGCAGCAGCUUUAGGAAAUUAUGGUUUAUCUCAUCAAGCAGCCCCAGGGCCACAGCUUUCAAGUGCAUUUGGUCAACAAAGUGUCUUUAUGCAGACACCAGCACCACCUGGUGCCCAUCAAACUGGAGACCUUUAUUCCUCAAACCAGUUCAGAGUUCAACCACCAUACCAGAGUCAGCAUGUGAAUUCAAAUCAGAUGUGUUCUUCUCUUCAACAGGUUCUUAAUGUUAAUGCCCAGCAAAACCUUCAGGCUUCUCAUCUACUUGGAUCACAACUAGUCCAAGCCAGGGCACCCCCUACUGGACUAGGUCUACAGCCUGUUCAGGCUGGCCCAGCCACUUCUUAUUAUUCAUCUACUCCUCAGGCUCAGGCAGGACCCAGCUUUUAUCAGCAGCCAGGAACUGCCAAUCCAGGGUCCUCUCUUCAGCAACAGGCUCAGUUUCCUGGCUUGCAGAGUUUUGGAUCACAGGCAACACUCGGAAUGAUUUCAUCGUCCUCUGCUGUUAGCCAGAAUUUCCGAGGGUUUGGAGGCCACCAGUUCAAAGGAACUUUAGUGAACAAUAUGACUUCAGGAGCUGAAUCAUCAUCUCCAUUACGGUCUAGCUCCCACUCUCCCACUUUAGACACAGUUUCAGUGUCUCUGUGUGGCAUGUUUCCUGGAAACACUCCAGUCUCUGCUGCAGGGGCUGCCACCUUGCAUCCAAAUAAAGUUCUUAAUCAACCAGGAGCCACAGGGAUUAAUAGUGGAGUGAGACUUGGGGCAUCGAUUAUGAAUGAACCUUCUCACUAUGGAGCAACACAGACCAGACAAGCUCCAUACUCGUUUAACCAGCAAAAGUUUGGCCCAACUUCUGCACCAGUGGUUCGACCACCUGUGGUAUUUCCUGUCCGCAACAGUUCACCAUCCACUAAUCCUGGAACUGCUUCUUGUUAUCCAAGUCCAAUUCAACGUCCAGCUAGCCACAUGGCUCCUGCUGUUCAUCUUCAGUCUCAGACCAAAGUUGGUGUACGGAAUCAGUUAUCUAGUGGGAAGCCUGUUUCACAGUUGACAUCGGCCCAGCAAGCUAAACUUCGAGCUGAAGCCGUGCAACAGACACAGAUGUUUUUCACUCAGUCGGCGGGGCCUACCAGUAAGUCGGGCCGAGAAGAAGAUCCCACCAGUAAAAUCUCAGCCGACAACCCUGAGAUAGAGUUAGAUGGUUCCAAGGAAGAAGAAAAGACUGAAAGUUCUGAAACACAGAUUGUAAGCAGUGACAACACUCCUGAUAAUGGAGAAAUCUUAGAAGAGUGAUUUUUCUUACUUAGUGAGCUUUGCACUCCAACUUGAUUGUCCUCUUUACUUUUAUGGCUACUGUGAACUCGUGUGUCUUUCUGAGUUCUUUAUAAACUGGAUGUCUUGAACGUUUAUUGUAACUUGUUCAUUCAAAAGUGAAAGUUUGUAGCCUCAUGCCACUGGGGCAUUAAGAUGAAAUCUUCUUUUUCAUAACCUUUAGGUAAUUAUAGAAAUUUCUUUGUAGAUUCUAUUUAAUUUCAGCACAGUGAGAUGAUUUGUGGCAUAACCAGCUCCAACCAACAUGUCCGUGAACUGAUCAGAGACUCAAGCUGCACAUUUACCCAGGGAUUACAGUAUGGCAGGGGUAGGGAAUCUGGUGACAGAUCUCUGUCAGGUGAAGGGAUGUUACCAUUCUGUGGACCAAAAUGGCUAAUGGACAUUACCCCUUGUAUUGUGAAUGUUUCUUUAUGGUUUUAAGUUUAUCUUUAAGGUGACAUUGUAUGUCUUUCACGUUUAAAGUCAGUUAUGUAGAGAGAGGAUCAAACAUUACCCAUUUUGUGCCUGAGCUUCCCCCCCCCCUUUCAGAUUUGUAUUGCACUUUUUUUUUUUGUCAUAUAGUUGAUUACCAGAAAAUUAUGCGAAACAACAAGAGCACUCAAGCCCCAGUGCUUCUUGUACUGCAUAUGUAGGUUACUGAGAAACUUGGGUGUGGCAUAUUAAUCUUCUACCUAGUAGGGCUUAAGGCUUUGUCUCUAUUGUUUUGAAUGAUUGUAGCAAGGGACUGAUAACCCUUUGCCCAGACUUGUUUUUACAAGUAUAUGUUGUACCUAAAUCAACAGUUUCAAUCUGGCAUUUUAUACAAGUGUCGUAAAUUACCCUAUGUAGUGUAGGCUUGCCACACAAAAAAAAGUGAGCAUGCAGGCACUGGUCCUCUCUGUCUUUACUUGAUGGGGUCAAAUGAUACACAAUUCUGUAAAGUAAGGUUUGGCCCAACUACUAAUAUAUGUAGUUGAUUUUUGCUGCAAUAAAGCACUGUAAUUAAUGAGGAUUGUCUUGUGCAGUGAAUAUUUAUGGCCAGUUGUUGUGCGUAUAUGUAUUUCUAGGUAAAUUAAGGAAUUCCUAAAUUUCAAGAGAAAACUGUAUUUGUACUACAACUAGCUAGUUAUUCUUUCUUCAUCUUUUGAGCAUAGAUUUUGUGAAAGCCUUUUUUUCCAGUCUUCAAAUUUUUCAUUCACAUGUUUCAGUCUAGAAAUUCUGUAAAAGAUCAUUUCACACAAGUAAAACUUGUCAUUUUUGAAAA
Molecule: messenger RNA, 9629 nt
Organism: Limulus polyphemus (Atlantic horseshoe crab)
Lineage: Eukaryota; Metazoa; Arthropoda; Merostomata; Xiphosura; Limulidae
Product: protein PRRC2C-like
Exons: 31
Coding region: 227-8347 (2706 amino acids)
Biological process (GO): cell differentiation
Source: RefSeq, a predicted model, not a curated record